ACGUCACUUCCGCUUUCAGGUUGACAGCAAAACAACAGAAGCAGGAGCGCUAAAAGCAUAAACCGAGGAAACGUUUUGAAAGCAGCAAACGGGAUGGAGGUGCUGACUUCACAGCAGGAGGUGGAGGAGGUGAGCUCAAUUCCUGUUGACUUCAACAACCACCAGAACUGUGAAGACAGAGAACAGGAGGAAGUCUCCCCCUGCCUUCAAGAGGAACACCCACAUGACACAGAUAAGGACCAUCCCAGGCCAGAGGGAGGAGUCAUGUGGAGAAUGGGCGGCGGCCUCUUCAGCAUGACACGAAAUGUUGUCGGUGCCACGCUGGGGGGCGUUGCAUGGGUGGGAACUAAAGGUUUUGAGCUCACCAAGACAGCUGUGACCAGUGUGCCGGCAGCCAGUGCAGGACUGGUCAAAGGGAGCGUCUCCAUGGUUACAGAGGGUGUCGGAGCAGUGGGAUCUGCGGUGGCAAGUAAAGUCACGCCAAGAAAGAAGGACAAAGCUGACUGAUGGACAGUGUGUGUUUGUGUGUGUAUGUGUGUAUGGGGCGUGGAAAGGGUCACAGAGGAUAAGACACACCAACCCUGGUGUGAUUAUUUACUAAAAGUCCUACAUGUGUGUAUUCAUGUGUGUCUGUGCAUAAUAAUUACAACUCAGACAUGUAGACACACACAUGCAUGUGUAUGUAUCAUCAUUAUGCAUGUGCACAUGUACAUGUGUGUGCAGCAGCUGCACAACAUCUAAAAGGGCUGGUUGAAGGUGAGUUGAUCAGCUGGUGUGGUGAUCUUUUAAUACUCUCUCAUCCAGUCACAUCACUGGUGUCAUAGCUCUAAAACAGCUCUGCCAAUCACAGACGUGAUGACGAGUUCAGCAAAUGGAAAGCUUUAACUCAGGGACUGUCCGAAUGGUUUAGAGCGUCAUGACAUCGACACACAUCAGUACAAAUCUAAACCCACUGACUGACUGAGGAUGAUUACUGUAUAAUAACACUAGAAAUAAAAAAACGAAGAAAUUGAUUUGGUGAAACCGUUUAUAUGAUCACAACAGACCAACAAUAUUUAAAAAAUAAUUCUAAUGUAUUUCACCUCAUACAUGGUCACAUAGUUUAGUAAUUAAAGUUACUCAGCAGGGUUUGCACUGCAGUGUGCUUCAGGGAUAAAACAGAUGCUACUUUUGCUUAAAAGAAAGUUUGAAAAGAUUUUAUGAUGAGCCCUGGUAACCCGACAUCUCCUUUAUAAAAAGCAGAAUAUCAGCUUCUAAAUGAUCGGUUUGAUGUGUGUAGAGGUUUCUAUGGUUAUACUGAAACAGCCUGGUGUCAUUUUCAGUGAACGGCUGUGUGUAUCGGCAGUGCGCUCCAGUGCAGUGCUUCUCAGAGGCUGUGGAUCCAUCAACAUAUGGGCCUUCCGAUGUUGCAGAGUUCAUAAACUGAGGGAGAAGUUUGUCAUACAGUAUAAAGCAGCUGUGGACAGCAGAUAAUGUAAGAUUCACAUAGAUCAAUGCAGAGUGAUUUACUGACUUUCCUGCUUUAAUCACAUUAAAUGUUUUUUUCUGUGCUGAUUUUGGUUGGACAGAGUCACAUGCAAGCGCGUGUGCCUGUGCAGUCGCAGGAUGCACACACCUAAACGAACGCCUGUAUGAUAGGAGUCCCGUGUGCGUCUUCAUGGCUGAGUUGUACUUAUCACACAGACGCACAUUCAUGCACAGACAUGGCACUUUUAGUAAAUAAUCAUGUGAGCAUAUGUUUGUGUGUCUCUGCCUCUGUUACACUUUCCACCUCCAUUUUGUGUGUGUGUGUGUGUGUGUGCGUGCGUGCGUGCGUGCGUGCGUGCGUGCGUGCGUGCGUGCGUAUGAGUGUAUUGCAAACGAGCAAAAUACCUCGAAAGCUUUGGAUGGAUUUUUAUCACAGUUCUUCAGAUUGAAGCGGUGUAUUCACUCAUGCAGCUACAAAGAUAGAAAAGCAACUACAUGUCAGUCAUUGUCAGUGGAAAUCUGCUCCACAAGGAGGCACGACUGUCAAUGGUGCAAAGGUGCAACACACAAGCAACAGUGGGGAGUUGGGGAAAGUUUAGUUUUAUAUAAAUGUCCUAUAUGGUGCAUGGGAGCAACACGUCAGGUUGUCACAGAAAACAAACAUGUCCCUGAAAACAGCUGUCCAGUCAGAACAGAAUAUGUAUAUUGUAAAGUGUGCUGAAAUGCAAACAUGUUUGAAAACUACAGAUUGACAACUACACGCUGUCUUUUUAAGAAUACUAAAACUAAAGAUAAUCAAUACUACAUUUUGAAAAAAAUGUGUUUGAGUUUGUUCAGAUGAUAUGUCCCUAAAUUGACUACAGAUAGUUCCAAUGGGAAUAUGGGAGUAAGGUGUUAACUAAUCUGUCAACCAUUACAUUCUAUGUCAUUUUAAUGUCAACAACUGUUCUUGUAACCUUUGGAAAAAAAUGUCCCCCAAAAAGCAAAGAAUGGAGGACGUGAGAUCCUUUUUAAAACAACUAUGAUUUAUACAUGUGCAUCAGCUCUAUGCAGAGCCUAUACGCUGUAGCCUACGCUCGUGGCCUACCCCUUUGUGAGCAUUUAUACUUGUGGUUGGUGUGUCUGUGUCCCAAAACGCAUAAACUUGGCUUAAUAGCUACAGUUUGAAUUACAAGCACACACACACCAGCUUCAACAUAACUCACAGCAUUCACAGACAAAGCACUUGUCUUCUUCUGGAGACAUUUUCCCCACAAAUACAACAUGCUAAUGUUAUUAGCACAAGCCAAUAGCAUUUUACAUGGUAUAAAUUAGCCUAGUGGCUAGCGGAGAGUUACUCUACUCAUAUGAAGCCAGGAUGAAUCACACACAAGACUUAAAAUGCUAUUUUGUGGGGACUUUAUUGUCAUAGUGUAGUGUGUAGGUUCUUUUUUGGGGAGGUGCACAUCAGGCUUCGUCAUAUGUUACAGUCUAGGCUCUGUGUUGACGCAGAGGUAGGUAGCACAUCAGUUUGAUGCAGAGGUAUAAAUCCCGUGUAAGAAACUUUGUCCCUAAUGAGAUUGUUUUUAUUUGAUAAUGAGCCAGAAAUUUCCAUCAUCUUCCACCUGGGACAUGUUCUGCCUUAGCCUAAACCAACACCAUCACACACCCCCAGAUUAUUUGCAAUAGACACAGUGGCUGCUUCAGAUAUGUCUCCUGACAGUACUUUUCUUACAUAUACUGUAAUGUUGUUGUUGUUUUACAAUUGUACUGUAUUUUCAUAUUUAGUGUUGUGAUUAUGUACAUUAAGUUAAUAUUAUUAUUAUUAUUAUUACUUUAUUAUUAUUGUUUUUUCCUUACAGUAUUUUCUCUGAUGUAUGUGUACAUUAGCAAUGCAUGUCUUUACCAUUGUUCUCAGUACCAACGUGUAGGUUAACUGGAGCCCAUUUCACAACAUACAUGAGUUCCUGUUCUUACAUGUGAAUCAAAACUUUGGUAGAAUACCGUUUCUCAAAUGGUACAAUCACAUUGGUAUCAUUGCACAUCCAUUGUACACAUUUGUAAACCACAAUUCUUUGUAAAAUGUAUCAAAAAUUAUAAGAGGAUGUGAACACUG
This is a messenger RNA of Epinephelus moara (kelp grouper), 3562 nucleotides long. RefSeq names its product Transmembrane protein 263-B-like. NCBI's taxonomy places the organism in Eukaryota, Metazoa, Chordata, Actinopteri, Perciformes, Serranidae. The record is from RefSeq and is a predicted model, not a curated record. The coding region runs from base 94 to 507 and encodes 137 amino acids. The transcript is spliced from 3 exons.